CUUCAAUAUUCAGUAGACAACGAAUAUAUAUUUCCAUUGUAAUUGUAACGUAAAACGGCAAUAAGGCCUCUCAUAUACAUAUUUUAAACGUUAUUCGUCUAAAAUGGACCCAAGGAAGAAACAUCGAAAAUUAAAAACUGCGAAUCCAGCUGAAAUUCUACGAUCGCAUCAGAGGGACGAUGAUUUUAUCAAACAUUUGCGGGAAAAAGUUGUCGAUGCUUUGCAAUUGCUUGCAAAACAAAAGGGUUUGCUACCCCUUAUACAUUCUAACAUUCCAUAUAAGUUAAUCUACUUCUUUUUCACAUCGGGAAUGGGAAAUCAAACGCUAGGUGAAGAGUAUACUGGGAUUGUACAAGCCAAUUUAGACGCUCACAAAGUUCCAACACUAUUUGCAAGAAUGCUAGCAGUGAUUUUAGAAUGUUUUGGAGAAAGAGUACUGUUGAGAUUAUUGAAAAGAUUAGAAUUGUCUGUUAAUUCUCCUGAUAGUGAAUUAACUCCAGCAGCUGCAAUGUUCUUAAACUCUUUUAUAUCAAAAAUGUAUACUACGAUACCUAUCUUAAUAUUAGUACAUAAAGGAUUGUUUUAUAUGUUUGGUCGAUAUUAUAGUCUAGGAAAGAGAGCAGCAGGAGUAGAUUAUGCAAAGGUGUAUGGUCGUCGUCCAACUGAUACUAUUAGUUGGGGAUUAAGGUUAUUAGGGAUAGUGACACUUGUACAGUGUGCAUUAAAAAUGUGGCGGAAUAGCAACAGUGAAAAUGAUACUGAUAAAUAUUUAAAAGCUGAUGAGAAACAUAGUAAGCUAGAGUGUCGGUUAUGUCUUGAAAGAAUGUCAACAACUACCACACCCUGUGGUCAUUUGUUUUGUUGGUCUUGCCUUACUGAUUGGUUGAAUUCUAAACCACAAUGUCCUUUGUGUAGAGAACACGUUGUACCAUCGAGAAUUGUACAUGUGAUGAAUUUGUAA
This is a messenger RNA of Habropoda laboriosa, 961 nucleotides long. It is a transcript of the gene Pex10, whose product is annotated as peroxisome biogenesis factor 10. Gene Ontology annotation, biological process: protein import into peroxisome matrix. Lineage: Eukaryota; Metazoa; Arthropoda; Insecta; Hymenoptera; Apidae. The coding region runs from base 104 to 961 and encodes 285 amino acids. Gene Ontology annotation, molecular function: zinc ion binding. Gene Ontology annotation, cellular component: peroxisomal membrane. The record is from RefSeq and is a predicted model, not a curated record. The transcript has 4 exons.